Messenger RNA from Nasonia vitripennis (jewel wasp), 718 nucleotides. Its product is annotated as translation machinery-associated protein 7 homolog. The coding region runs from base 468 to 662 and encodes 64 amino acids. The record is from RefSeq and is a predicted model, not a curated record. The transcript has 2 exons. Lineage: Eukaryota; Metazoa; Arthropoda; Insecta; Hymenoptera; Pteromalidae.
GGGCCGCACACAAAGGAAACCCGAGAGUAGUGUCUGGGCGUCUUCGAUCGCAUUUUCCCCAAAAUCGAAUCGUUGGAAAAUCGUUAAACCCAUCGCACUUGACUUGAAAAAUAUCGAAGAACGCGAGAGCGACACUCGCGAGAGCUGUCAUUGAAAUUUUCGCGAACAAAAUAUCGCUUAAUCAAGCGUAAGUUUCGCGCAAAAACGGCCUGUUGUGCCAGUGCCAGGCAGAGACGGUUGGCAGCCCUUUCGAUCAUCUGACAAUCAGCUGUGCUGUCCUGGUGUGUGUUUAUCACGUGUAGAGGUCUCCACCUAAUGAGCGCAAACCGCGUUUUAUCGACUAUCGGUAAGCAAACUCGAUGCAGCAGACGCACGGCACGACGUGGUGAUUGGCUUGGUGAGCACUCGUCGCGCGUGUAAUUAUCCAGUAUAGUUUUUUAAGUCCAACAACCGCAUAUUAGUUCAAAAUGUCUGGACGCGAAGGUGGCAAGAAGAAGCCUCUUAAGGCCCCAAAAAAGGAAUCAAAAGAGCUAGAUGACGAUGAAUUGGCAUUCAAGCAAAAGCAAAAGGAACAACAGAAGGCACUUGCGGAGGCAGCAAAGAAAGCAGGCCAAAAAGGACCACUUGUCACGGGUGGCAUAAAAAAGUCUGGAAAGAAAUGAUCCUUGUACUUUAAAUUAUUAAUUAUUAUUAAAAACAUCUCUUCUACUGCCACACA